This is a messenger RNA of Homalodisca vitripennis (glassy-winged sharpshooter), 904 nucleotides long. RefSeq lists its product as uncharacterized. The coding region runs from base 1 to 780 and encodes 259 amino acids. The record is from RefSeq and is a predicted model, not a curated record. NCBI's taxonomy places the organism in Eukaryota, Metazoa, Arthropoda, Insecta, Hemiptera, Cicadellidae. The transcript has 6 exons.
AUGCAGUUUCAGGUACCAGAGCCUGGGCUUGAGCUGGUGGUGGCCGGUAUAAACCGCAGACCCAUGCUAAGUAAAUGGAUCCUGUUCGCUGCUAUCCACUAUUACUUGGCAGUGUAUGUGGGGACAGAUAGCUUGCCAGAGUGUCUAGAUAUACCAACUCUUGAUAGUGACUUGAAUUUUGCCUACUGCAACCAGCCACUUUUUAUAACAUUUUUGCCAAAAACUGAGCAAAAUGAGUUCAUUGACAACAUAUGUGGUACUUUGUUCCCCCUUCCGGACGACCCUAACACUUACAACUUGUAUUUCUCUACAGUUUACUGUGAUGGGUCAACUAGAAUUGAGUCAUACAUAUUUACUGAUAUUGAACCUGGAAGAUAUCGUGGAUCAAAUCCUUUCUGCACUUACACUACAAACGUGAUAGGAUAUGCUGGCUGCGACACGUAUGUUCAAUACAGAUGCCUUGAAUUUGGAGAUUGUGACGGUCAACCGAGCGUAGUUGGUAUCUCCACAUCAUGUCGCCCCCUAGGACUUUCUUGUCUCCAAAAAAUUGAGGACAUAUUGGACGAUGCCGGAGUUCCUAAAUCAGAGUACGUAGUACUCCCGAUGAAGUUGCCGAACCGAUGUGUAACGGAGAAGUUAUGUAUCAACAACUUCGAAGGGGACUUAUAUUGUGCUCUUAAUCUUCCUAACCCUCAACCUGCCCUCCUCCCACCACUUCUUCCAAAUCCUCUCAUCGCGCCUCCUCCUUUGAGUUCUAUCCUUCCAGGUCCUUUUGGUUAGUAUUUACUAAAUCAACCUGUCCUCAUAAAUCAAUCAUAGUUUAGUACUACAUUUCUGAAACAUUAUCAUUUCAACAGGUAUAUUUGUUCUAAAUUUCCUUCUCAGUUAUGAUUUUUUAAAUAAA